This is a messenger RNA of Entrophospora candida, 129 nucleotides long. The record is from the annotation of a GenBank genome assembly. Lineage: Eukaryota; Fungi; Glomeromycota; Glomeromycetes; Entrophosporales; Entrophosporaceae.
AUGUCAAAGCAUUAUUUUGACAUUGAUCCUGUAACAUAUGAAAUAAUAGAAGGUUCAAAUUUUAUUUCAGAUCAGAAUCCUGCUCCAAUGCUAAAAUCAAGAGAAACCCCAUUAAGUCAAGAGGAUUGA